This is a messenger RNA of Metarhizium robertsii ARSEF 23, 513 nucleotides long. RefSeq names its product Cwf15/Cwc15 cell cycle control protein. Bases 1 to 513 code for a protein of 170 amino acids. The record is from RefSeq and is a predicted model, not a curated record. The transcript has a single exon. NCBI's taxonomy places the organism in Eukaryota, Fungi, Ascomycota, Sordariomycetes, Hypocreales, Clavicipitaceae.
AUGACUAUUAUACCAGCAGACCCUAAACCUAUGAGGCGAGACGCCAGUGGCGAGGUCAAGCGAGACCUUAUUUGGAACCCCCCUACCGGCCAUGAUGGCGGUAACGAAUUCAAGGCAAUACAUCCCGAAAACCACGUCUACAUUUCGUCAAUGCAAGUAUGGACGCAUAAAACUGGUCUUGGUGAUGAAGUAGUCAAAGCCAUCGAGCUCAUCUGGAGCACUGGUCAAAGCCGACGAUAUGGUCAUCCCAAAGGGGAUAGCCACAUUACAACAUUUCAGAGAUCUGAACGUAUCACAAAGAUGCGUAUUUGUUCAGGAGACUGGGUAGACUCCAUUUAUUACGAAUCCAAAACAGCUCCCACCUGGAGGGUUGGAGGAUCUGGAGGGAUACCUCACGACCAAGACACGGGGAAUGGUGUAUUUGUCGGAUUUUGGGGGAGGUCGGGGGGUGACAUUGAUAAACUUGGAAGUGUUUUCGGGGCUCCCCGUGAACAAACUCGGGACAUGCGAUAA